UUUCAGCUCAAAUCCAAUCCCAGCAAUAAUGAGGAAAAAGAAGCCCAAACUCAGCUGACGAAAUCUGAUGAGCUUCAGCGCCUGUAUUCACAAGCAUUGUCUGCAUACCAGCAAGAGGAUUAUGAAGCUGCAAUUCCUCUUCUUGACGAAAUCUUGGCAGUUUGUGUCUGGGAUGCAGACCUACGGGAACUUCGAGCUGAGUGUUAUAUAAAAGAAGGGGAGCCUAGCAAAGCAAUUAGUGACUUGAAAGCUGCUGCCAAAUUAAAGAGUGAUAACACUGAAGCCUUCUAUAAAAUCAGCAGAAUAUACUAUCAGCUGGGGGACCAUGAAUUAUCACUCAGUGAAGUCCGGGAGUGUCUGAAGCUUGACCAAGACCAUAAGCAAUGUUUUUCUCUUUAUAAACAAGUAAAGAAACUCAAUAAGCAGAUUGAGUCAGCGGAGGAAUUCAUCAGAGAAGGCAGAUACGAAGAUGCUAUCAGUAAAUAUGACUCUGUAAUGAAAACUGAGCCAGAUGUCCCAGUUUAUGCUACUCGUGCCAAAGAAAGGAUCUGUCACUGUUUAUCAAAGAAUCAGCAGGCUACAGAAGCCAUCACAGUUUGUACACAAGUUCUGCAACUGGAACCAACCAAUGUGAAUGCUCUGAAAGACAGAGCAGAAGCUUAUUUGCUAGAAGACCUUUAUGAAGAAGCUAUUAAAGACUACGAAACGGCUCAAGCCAAUAGUGAAAAUGACCAACAGAUUCGAGAGGGGCUGGAAAGAGCUCAGAGGAUGUUGAAGCAAUCACAGAAGAGAGAUUACUAUAAAAUUUUAGGAGUAAAAAGAAAUGCUAGAAAGCAAGAAAUCAUAAAAGCUUACAGAAAGCUGGCAUCCCAGUGGCACCCUGACAACUUCCAGAGUGAGGAAGAAAAGAAGAAAGCAGAGAAAAAAUUCAUCGAUAUAGCAGCUGCUAAGGAAGUCCUUACUGACCCAGAAAUGAGACGAAAGUUUGACGCAGGAGAGGACCCCCUGGAUGCAGAGAGUCAGCAGGGUGGAGGCAACCCCUUCCACAGGAACUGGAAUACGUGGCAAGGAUUCAACCCCUUUGGUUCUGGAGGAGGACCAUUUACAUUCAAAUUUCACUUCAGUUAGAGCCAGGACUGUUUCAGGUGGCUGCUGCUGUUUUUUACUUAAUUUGUUCAAAAAAAAAAAAAUAAAAACUCUCUCAGUUCAAGACCCGAGAUCUUAAUUUCUAAUGUUGUCCUUAACCCAGAGUCUUACUGCACUAGAAGAAAGCUACUUCUUUCUUUUAGUAUUUGAAGCAAAUUUGUGGUGAGCUUGACAAGCUUAUACUGGUGGGGGGAGGUUGAAUGAAUAAGGGUUUUGUUACUGCCUAUGUAUUUGUUGUGGAUAUGCAGGAGAUGUGUUUUUUCCAUCCAUAGGAAUAAACAGUAAGAGGCUAUUUAGGACAACACUUAAAUGCAGCUUUAGGACUCAAGUAUAUGCUUACAGGUAAAAAUGCAUGUAAAUAUUUUUUUGAAUCGGGGCCUAAUAAAUGUGGAAAGGGUAGUUACAGUAGUCUCUGCGUUAACAAAUUGUUUGUCAUUGUGCUCAGCAGAACGAUCCAUUUCUCAGUAUUCUUUAAAGGAAACCCUCGUGAGCACCCGUUGUAUUACUGUGGGCAGUGCCAUAGGGAGGGGGAGGAGGCUGUGUACUGACUGAGCCCCAGCAAUCUCUUACAAAGAGGAUCACUUGUCAGUAAGGAUUUUGAAAAUGUCUGCUGACCUUCUUCAUUAACCUGGGAUUAAUUGGGGUAAUUUUCUUGGCUGCAACUGUCAAAUAUGAAAGUUUAAAAAAAGAAAAUCUGUUUUAUUUUUUUCUGGAGACUGUUGCUGUGAUUCUGAAUGUUUAAGCAUCAUUUUUGAGGAGUUUGCACUUUAUCCAAGUACUUGGUUGAGAUCUGGGGAAGGCAGCACAAUGUGACAUUCCCACCUCUACAGCAAUUUGUUACUUCUCUGUACAUAAACUCCGAGCCAGCACAGGUUGUGAGGUGACUGUAUGUGAACUGCGGGAAUAAAAUGCGAGCUGUUGCCUCCCCAUGUGAUACAGCUUCCUUUCUGUCGGGUGGUGCCACAAUGAAUUAAUGGUGAAGUAGUUUGAAGCAAUUUUAUGUUUUGUGUAAGAGCCACAGCGCUGCAAAAACAGCUGCAUGUGCACCAGGUCUGACUUUGCAUUGGCCAGAAGUCUGGUAUAGUUCUGUACAUGGGUAAAACUGGAGUAUGGAACCGUGUGGGAUGGGAGGCAUUCCUAGGGCUGCAGUUGCUGCAGGCGAGCUGGUCUUCUCAUUCUCUAACUGAAUAUGUUGAAAUUACUGAUGAGUUUCACCAGCAGUUGCAAUCUUAGAAUGCAAAAAAUUACAAUUCUUUAAUUGACUGACUUGAAUUUUAACUGGAAAACUACAAUCAGUCAGUAGGGAUCUUUUCUCAUUUCAGUUUGUGGCAUUUAAGAGCAAGAACAGCCUCAGUCAAAGCAAAUGCAAUCUUCUAUCUGAAAGUAUAUGUGUAUAUUUCUUUAAUUACUAUAAGUGCAGGUUUUUUUUUUUUUUUGAAGCACAGCCCUUUUCUGCUGCCUCAAGUACUUCACAAACCGAACUGUGGCUUUGGAAAGUGUUUUUUCAACAGCAAUUGAAAGGCCAGUGUUUGGUCAGCAGAAACUUAUCUUCAGGCUGAUGAAGAGUGUGUGUAGGGAUUUCCAGUAGUUGAUGGUACAAAAGCACUGUGGCAUCCUAUUAAAGUUCAGCAUCAGAUAUGUUCAAGUUGAAUGACUUCCUGGAACUUCGGCUUCUGCUUUUUGACACAUCUGAAGUGUUUCUGUUUAAAUUCUGGAGCAGCUCAGGAUGCUUCUCAUGUCUUUGCGAGGUCAGUGGGGCUCCCAUUGGACCUCUGGGGCCCAGGCAUAGGAGCUCACUGCACAGCCCAUGCACAGAUGCUAUCCUGUGGUGCCAGCUGGUCCAGGCAGCUCUCCCACAUGUUUUUGCUCACUGUGAGCAGAAGCUGAAUCCAGUUCUGAGCCACAGCCCCUGGUUGAUGCACCCCUUGCCGUGGUGCAGUAGAGCCAAGGGCUCAUGGCAUGCAGCUGUGUGGUUGUGUGCUGGCCACUGCCUGGCAUCAGCAGCUCUGUACCACUUUGUUUGCUGUAGGAGGGGCUGGUUUAAAUACUCCUUAAUGAGCAGUGUAAGCAAUACAUGGUGAUUUUGUAGUUAGAGCUGUGUUCAGCUGCAGGAAGUCACAGUAAAUACCACAGCCAGUCACUCUGUGUGCUGGCGAAAUGCUACAAAUGUGACAUGUGGAAGGAUUGCCCUCUUGCAGCUUUUUGUUCUUAUCAUUCUUCCUCCUCUGUUUUAAAAGUUAUGGCUGAGAUAUAUUUUCUUUUUUAAUUUUCCUUUUGGAAAGGAAUAAGGUGGUCCUUCAUAAGUAAACUGUUCAUAAAAGGAAUUGGUAUUAGAGCUGAGCGUAUUCCUUUCUUUUUGCUUCUGUAGGGUGGAAGCAGUCAGGAACAGAAAGGACUAUGUUUAAUUCUGACAAUGAGUUGCAAAGGGAAAAUUGCUUAUUUUUUCGGGGGAAAGCUUGAAUCCAGUCAGUGGGAGAUGAUUAAUGCUUGAAUGCUGUUCAUGGAUAUCUCUUGUUAAAAACAGUGUCUUGAAAGAUGAAGAAAAAAAGAUGACAAUGGAGAAUGAGGCAUGCUGGUACCAAGCAGCUGCUGCUCACGCACACAUUAGCACCAGCACUGCUAAGCAAGCUGGCCGUGAGCUCUAAGCUGCUUCUGACAACAGAGAAAGACAAAAUUGUGCCUAGAAAGAAAGGAGAAGCUUUGUUUUUUUUUUUUAUCAAGGAUUUUCAGAUGCAGUGAUGUGACUUCAGCAAACGAGUGCAGGUACUGCACUGAGCGCUGAUGGCGCGCACUGCGUACGAGGAAGCCGAAUUCGCCUUUUUAUUUAUAAUGGGUGCCUGUAGUGCAAUAGUAUUCAGUAACUGAACAUUGAAAUAAGUCUUGGUGGUUUGUGAAGCCUGAGAUGUUCAUGAAGCAUCGUUAGAGCAACGGGCUUCUGUGGAGGUGCACACUUCUUGUGUUGAAUUCUGUCUUGCAGUUUGUGUAAACCACUUCCCAACUUGUUUUAAAAUGAAGGAGGAGAGCUGUGGCUUAUCUUACUUUGAGGUAUGCUUAGUACUGAUGUGCUGUAAAUCAGUAUUAAACUGGAUGCAGAGUGAAUUAUAAACAUAAGAGCUUGAACUUGUGACAGAAAACCUGUUAGCUUAAAAAAAAAAAAGAUAAAUAAUAAAAGCAAAAGCUUGUUAUCAUUUCAGCCUCCAGCCUGGUGCUUGGAAUGAGAAUUACUCUUUUGUUUUGGGCUGUGAUUUGUAGGAGCUUUGCUGGGCAUCAGCCAGUAUAGCGUAGCAAGUUGGUUGUAUUUAAAAGUGCCUUACUGUAAGGUAUGGUUUGUUUGCUCUGUAAUACACACAAUUGUCCAUUUAAAAAAGAAAAAGGAAAAAUGGGAGAAUUUUUUCUUUGCCCACUGCAAAUUUUGUUUUAAGAAGGAUAAAUAAAGUUAGCCGGAGAUUUAUCAAAUGUCUCAAAUUAUGUCUUUAUAUUAAAUCAUAAAUCUAAAAAGCAAGAACUGUUUUUUCUAGAACGGUGGGAAUUAUUUUAUGGUAUUUUUCACAAUAAAGAUAUUUAUGAUGACAAGAAA
Meleagris gallopavo (turkey) is the source of this 4723-nucleotide messenger RNA. RefSeq names its product DnaJ heat shock protein family (Hsp40) member C3 (gene DNAJC3). Gene Ontology annotation, molecular function: protein-folding chaperone binding; misfolded protein binding. Lineage: Eukaryota; Metazoa; Chordata; Aves; Galliformes; Phasianidae. Gene Ontology annotation, biological process: protein folding in endoplasmic reticulum. Gene Ontology annotation, cellular component: endoplasmic reticulum. The record is from RefSeq and is a predicted model, not a curated record.